Messenger RNA from Paramacrobiotus metropolitanus, 1806 nucleotides. RefSeq names its product spermine oxidase-like. Lineage: Eukaryota; Metazoa; Tardigrada; Eutardigrada; Parachela; Macrobiotidae. The record is from RefSeq and is a predicted model, not a curated record. Bases 64 to 1602 code for a protein of 512 amino acids. The transcript is spliced from 6 exons. Gene Ontology annotation, molecular function: polyamine oxidase activity.
GCAGCCGUUUUCGAUUUUUUCUCUUUCAAUCAUCAUUCAGCAGCGGUACACUGAGCACCAACAAUGCAUGUAUAUUUUUUUCUCAACUUAUGCUUUGCUGCUGGCCAGGUAUUUGCAGCGAAUGUGAGCGGCGUUAAAGUGGUCGUCAUUGGCGCCGGAUCGGCUGGUCUCAGCGCGACCCAGGAUCUGAUUAAAGCCGGAUUUGAUGUGACACUUCUGGAAGCGUUGAAUCGCUACGGUGGACGGUUGUGGAGUGUACCUAGUGAAACUGGAUCAGGAUGGAUCGAAAUGGGCGGUCAGUGGGUGCAUGGCGACAACCAUCCACUGUACACUUUUACUCAAUCCAAAAACCUACUAAAGAAAGCAUACGAAGCACCGAAGAAUGCCAAUGGCGAAGAUGGCAGUGAAGAGGAAGAAGAUGACAACAGUAAACCAUGGCUGAUUAAUGCAGAUGGCAGCAAAGUUACAAACUUCCUCACCCACCUUCGCAUGUAUGGAGCGGUCAAUUCGGUGACCUCGGAUGAAUCGGAAUACGAUCAGCUACGACAGCAACGCGACCUUUCCCUUGGCCAGCAUUUUCUCAACUCUUACCAGAAAUUAAGAAAACGGAUAAAAGCUGAAAAUCGUCAAGCAGCUGACGAAAUGUAUGACGUAUUUAUCAGAACCCAAAAGGAAGAUUACGGAGCUGCCAGCUUCUUCGACGUCAGUGUCCAAUCGGCAACCAAUAUUACCCUCGACGGUCCGGACUCCACGGAUCUGAGUGUUCCGUAUACGGACGUGCUAAAAAUGUGGGCACCUGAUGCGGUCGCCCGUGUGCAAUAUAACUCGAUGGUUCGCCAAGUCCGCUUUAACCCAUCGGCCUCGAAACCGAUGAUGGUCGUACUGGCCAAUGGUACACAGAUCAUGGCGGAUCACGUGGUGAUGACCGCGCCCAUCGGGCAUCUCAAGGCGCAUCUCCAUGAAAUGUUCAGUCCAGCGUUGUCUCAACGGAAACAAUUGGCCAUUCAGAGUGUUGGGUUUGGAACACUGGGCAAGGUGCAUCUGGUGUAUGAUAAUGAGUGGUGGACGGAUGUGAUGCCGAGCUACUGGACGUACCUGUACAAUACCGGCAAUGAUAUUAACGUCGACCGAAAUAAAUCAUAUCCGGGCCAACCUUGGACGCGCACUGUAGAUACGUUCAUGGUAGCGCCGACCACCACCAAAACUAUCGUCGUUCUAAUGGGUGGUCAGCAGGCCGUGGACAUGGAACGAAUGUCCGACGCGGAAGUUUCCAAAUCCGUGACCGACCUUUUCCGACAAACUACUGGGAAAAAUCUGCCGGCGCCCAAGAAAGUUUUAAGAGCAAGGUGGUCACAAAACGAUUUAUUCCGGGGAACAUAUAGCCACAUUUCCCUGGAUAUGGUCAAGAAGGGUUUAACCACUAGUGACCUUGCCAGUAGUGAGUACCCCUACCAGAAAACAGGUAACGGGAGAACCGUACAGCUGCCUGGAUUAUUAUUCGCCGGGGAGGCGACCCAUCCAAAAUACUGGCAGAUGGUACACGGUGCCUUGCUCUCAGGUCAACGUGAAGCCAAAACGCUGAAAGAUCUUUACCGCAUGUAGUAAUUAUUUUAUUCUGUCCUUGUUUCUUCGCUUGUAUCUUCGUAACAAUUUUCGGUUUGUUAUCCCAGCUUCUGUAAUAAAUGUUCUGGGUUAACUUGAUGCACACUACAAAAUCAGUGAUACCCCGAUGCGAUACAGUGCGCAAUGUACGAUAUUCAAGCGCCAUAUCGCUCAAAUAUGCAGCGAUAAACGAAGAAAUACAGG